This is a messenger RNA of Fasciola hepatica (liver fluke), 321 nucleotides long. NCBI's taxonomy places the organism in Eukaryota, Metazoa, Platyhelminthes, Trematoda, Plagiorchiida, Fasciolidae. The record is from the annotation of a GenBank genome assembly.
AUGAUUCAUGAUGAUGAUAAUGAUGAUGAUGAUGAUGAUGAUGAUGAUGAUGAUGAUGAUGAUGAUGAUGAUGAUGAUGAUGAUGAUGAUGAUGAUGAUGAUGAUGAUGAUGAUGAUGAUGAUGAUGAUGAUGAAGUUGAUAAUGAUCCCGACGAGGUUCAUGAUGAUGAUGAUGAUGAUGAUGAUGAUGAUGAUGAUGAUGAUGAUGAUGAUGAUGAUGAUGAUGAUGAUGAUCACGAUCAUGAUGUUGAUCAUGAUGAUGAUGAUGAUGAUGAUGAUGAUGAUGAUGACGAUGAUGAUGGAGAUCUUUAUGAUGAUUAA